CAACGAUGUGUUUGUGACUGGAUGGUAGUUUUCUGUUGAAGGCAGUAACCGGAAGUGUGUGUUCUUGUUUCUGGGGCUUGACUCAGUUCCUCUUGAAGCUUUUUAUUCUCACACCGUGGGUCCUCCGCUGAAGACCUCGGACUGAACCGAACCUCUGGCUUUAAAAACAGCAACAUUUUAGAAAAUAUAUAACUGAUACGUUUUUAAAAUAUCGCGUUGUUUUAAUCCGGAUCCAGUUUUUACAGUCGCGUUUUCUUUCUUUUUCUUUCUUUCUUUUUUUUUUUUUUUUUUCUUUUUUUUUUUUGCCGACAUUUGUUUUUCAUUCCGGGAGGAUCCACAGGGCGUGUUUGGGAGAUCUGGACCGGAGUUUAUCUCCCGGACUGGGCCGACUCUGAGGAAUGAAACCGACUCGGAUCCGCCUGAAUGGAGACGAUGGAUUAUAAGGAGCUGGGACGACAUCUGGAGAAGAAGCUGACACUAACGGACCAGACUCUGCCUCUGCAGUCCUUCCAGAAUGGGGACAAAUCUUCAGGGAAAGACCUUCUGACUCCGGACGACUCUGCUGUCUCAGAUCUCUCUCCUAAAACAGACUCCAACAGCAAGACAGAUGCCUCCUCCUCCAGGACUGAGGCCAGGCCCUCCACCCCUGGCUCCAGCAGCAGUCCUCAGCCCAAGAAAGACUCGAUGAGCUCAGAGCAACGACAGAAACUGGCCAGGGAGCGGAGAGAGGAGAGAGCCCGAUACAUCGAAGAGCAAACUCAGCUUCAAGCAGCAAAGAAGGCCCAGUGGCUGGAGAAGGAGGAGAAGGCUCGACGCCUGAGGGAAAACCAGCUGGAGGACCGCAGGAGGAAGCUGGAGGACCAGAGGCUGAAGGCCGAGAAACGUCGAGCGCUGCUGGAGGAGAAGCAGAGACAGAAACUAGAAAAGAACAAGGAGCGAUAUGAGGCCGCUAUCAAGAGGUCCACCAAGAAGACCUGGGCUGAGAUCCGCCAGCAGAGGUGGUCCUGGGCUGGUGGACUCAACCAGACCUCACGCAGAGAAAGCAGAUGCUCAGCCUCCACGGUCAACUUGCCGAGACAGGUGGACCCUGUCAUUAACAACAGGCUGUCCAAGUCCUCUGCCACGCUCUGGAACUCCCCCAACAGAACCCGCAGCCUGCGCCUGAGCCCAUGGGAGAGCCGGAUCGUGGAGCGGCUCAUGACGCCGACGCUGUCCUUCCUCGCCCGGAGCCGCAGCGCCGCCACCCUCCUCAACAACAGCGAAUCUCACUCUCACCACUGCUCCCGUUCAGCCUCGGCCAGCCCGCUCGCCGCCUGCUCCCAUCAACACCAGAGCACCGCUGAGCGCUGGAGGGUUUCCUCCGCCAGCACGCCAGACAUCACGCAGCGGCAGCGCCGACGGAACUCCACUCCGGUGGAGAAAAGGAAGAAAGAGAAGAAAGACAAGGAGCGAGAAAAUGAGAAAGAGAAGAAUGCUCUGACAAAAGAGAGGGUGCAGAAAAAGAGACAGACGGUGUCACCAACUGCCACCAGAUCCAGGGCGGAGACCAGCGCCCCUCGGUCCAGGAACAGACCUCCUUCCCCUGCGGCUCCAAAAAGCAGACCUCUCUCCCCUCUGGUUCCUGCUGCCUCCUCCAAGACCCCCACGGGUAAAAAGACUCCUCCUCCUGGUCUGACUGCCACCAAGACCCGACCCAAACGGGCCCAGACGCCUGCCAGAGUUCAGCCUCAGGCAGUUGCUGCGGUCACUGUGGAAACUAGACAGGAGCCUCAGCAGGCCGACGCUCCAGUCGAGAAAAAGAAACCAGAAUCCCGACCUGUCUCCUCUGAGUCUCCAUCAGCCUGCAGCAACGUUCCCGCCAUCAUGGUGUCGUCAGUUCCGGUCACUCCGCCAUCUCUCAGCCCGCCGGUCAUAUCGGGACCGACUCCAUCUGCACCAGGCUUGGAUCCAAUGGCAGCUCCUGUAGCUCUUGCAGCUCCACCUGCCAAUGCAGCCAGCAAACCGUUGGCCGGCACCAACGAUCCGGAGGAGGCGGCUCGAGUCCUGGCGGAGAAACGGAGGCAAGCCCGAGAGCAGCGGGAGAAGGAGGAGCAGGAGCGUCUGGUGGCAGAGCACCGCAACAGGAUCCUGCGGGAGGAGGCGAUGGCUCGUGAAGCGGAGGAGAGGAAGCAGCGAGAGGAGGAGGCUCGCUUCAUGGCGGAUCAGCAGCGUCUGAGAGACGAAGCCCAGCGAGCUGAAGAAGAGAAGGAGGCGGAGGAGAGAGUGAAAGCCGAGCGGGAGGAGAACGAGAGGCUGCAGAAGCAGAGGGAGGAGGCUGAAGCCAAAGCUCGGGAAGAGGCGGAGCGUCAGCGCAUUGAGAGGGAGAAACACUUCCAGAAGGAGGAGCAGGAGCGCCUGGAGAGAAAGAAGCGCCUGGAGGAGAUCAUGAAGAGGACCAGGAAGAGCGAUGCGGGAGAGAAGAAGGACGUCAGAGCGUCUGCGCAGGUCAACGGAUCCGAGCUACAUCAGGCUGCUGGGAGCCUGCAGGGCUCCGCUGUAGGGCCACUCGGCCCCUCACAGACCGGCGCCGUGGUCGUGAACGGCGUGCAGCCCGCCCCGCACCAAAACGGAGACCUGGAGGGGAUGGUGGAGCUGAGCGGCCAGCAGGGCGGGCGGGUCGGAGAGUCCCUGCUGGGCUUUGAGGGGGCGGAGCCUUUCCUGAUGAAGACCAGCCCCAUGAAGCCUCAGCAUGUGGCAGAGGUCCUCUGAGUUGCCAUGGAGACACGCCUCGCAUCUCUGCUACCAGACUGAUGCCACACACACACACACACACACACAGCGGCUUCUGCAGCGUGCCAAACAACCAGCCUUCAACUGCACUCGACUCAUCCACAGAGGAGGAAGAGGAGGAAGAGGAGGAGCUGACCUCUGUUGGAAACUCAUCUGAAACAUGAAAAACGUAUUCUGUGUCCUCACUGCGUGUUAACGGUGCAGCAUCUGUUUUACUGACGUGUCACAUGAUGCACCUUAAAGACGACUGACUGUAGGCGUGGAGAAGCCACUCUGACCCGGAGCAUCAUGUGACCGUGGUUCUUCUUCUUACUAUUAUUAUUAUUACUGUGGUUCUGAUGUUGUCCUUGUUCCUUAAGUUGAACUUGGUGUGUGUUUGCUGUACUUGUCUUGAACUGUUGAGUUAUUUACCGCAGCAGCAUCAGACGGAGGAUGUUAAUGUAAAUGCAGGAGAUCUGUGAAAUAAAGCUUUAUGAAAGGGA
This is a messenger RNA of Melanotaenia boesemani (Boeseman's rainbowfish), 3251 nucleotides long. Its product is annotated as MAP7 domain-containing protein 1-like. NCBI's taxonomy places the organism in Eukaryota, Metazoa, Chordata, Actinopteri, Atheriniformes, Melanotaeniidae. The record is from RefSeq and is a predicted model, not a curated record. The transcript has 18 exons. Gene Ontology annotation, cellular component: microtubule cytoskeleton. The coding region runs from base 424 to 2748 and encodes 774 amino acids. Gene Ontology annotation, biological process: microtubule cytoskeleton organization.